Messenger RNA from Pezoporus flaviventris, 156 nucleotides. RefSeq names its product anti-sigma-I factor RsgI2-like. The annotation marks the transcript as partial. The transcript has 2 exons. The record is from RefSeq and is a predicted model, not a curated record. NCBI's taxonomy places the organism in Eukaryota, Metazoa, Chordata, Aves, Psittaciformes, Psittacidae.
AUGGACACCCCCAAACCCCAUAUACAAUCACCCAGCCCCAUAGACACCCCCAUAGACACCCCCAGCCCCAUGGACACCCCAAACCCCAUAGACAACCGACACCCCCCCAACCCCAUAGACACCCCCAGCCCCAUAGAGCCCCCCAGCCCCAUAGGC